Messenger RNA from Lathyrus sativus (Indian pea), 759 nucleotides. The record is from the annotation of a GenBank genome assembly. Lineage: Eukaryota; Viridiplantae; Streptophyta; Magnoliopsida; Fabales; Fabaceae.
AUGGAAUUAGUUGAUGUUGUCAAAGCUCGGUUGGCCACAAUGAGAGAUAGUGGUUGGGAUGAUUUAUUUGCUGAUGUCCAAGAAUUUUGUGUUGCUAAAGGUAUUCCGGUGCCAAAUAUGGAUGACGAAAUACCGGUUCGGGGUCGUUCAAGGGUGGAAGGAAGAACUAUCACUAAUCUUCAUCAUUACCGUGCAGAGAUUUUUUAUGUUGCUAUUGACAAAAUAUGUGUAGAGAUGGAUCACCGCUUUAGUGAAGGAAGUAACAUUAUCCUUGAUUGCUUCUCAUGUCUUGAUCCCAAGAACUCUUUCUCCAAGUUUAAUGUUGAUAAGCUUGCUCGUCUUGCUGAUAUUUAUCAUGUAGACUUUUCUGAUGAUGGUCGUGGAACAAUAAGGGAUCAACUUGACACUUAUGUUCUUCAAGUGAAAAGAAAUGCUUCAUUUUCCACUUGUGAAGAUGUUCAAAGUUUGGCUAUAAAGAUGGUUCAAACUGAGAAACAUUUGGUAUUUCCAUUGGUUUACAAACUUAUUGAGUUAGCUUUGAUAUUGCCGGUGUCUACAUCAUCCGUUGAAAGAGCUUUUUCAGCAACGAAGAUUAUCAAGUCUAAAUUGCGUAAUAAGAUCAAUGAUGUGUGGUUCAAUGACUUGAUGGUAUGUUACACCGAUCGGAAGAUAUUCAAGUCACUUGAUGAUGUUGAUAUUAUUCGAACAUUCACAGCAAAGAAGUCUCGAAAAGGACAUUUGCCUCGUAAUUUUAUUUAA